UCCAGCUCUUUUCCCAUUGCGCAGCUGCCAAGAAAGUUCUCAAAUCGAUGGCGUGGGCCUGGAAUCUUUUGUUGGACCAACUGAUAGUGAGUUGCAAUCCUGUGGCAAUGAGCUCAUUAUCCAAACAGCAACGCAAUGGAACAGGCGAACAGUACAACCUCCCGCUUGCGAUGGAUUUGCGCCUGUGGAGUGGUCAUCUCGGUGUAUUCACUGUACGUGAAAGUGAAACUGGAGGAGGAUAAGAACUACAGGCCGAUGUGCGAUGUGAAUGAGAACAUAAGUUGCUCGAUAGUCUUCAAAUCAGUCUAUGGUGAAGGCUUUGGACUUGGUAAAAUAACGAAACUAAAUUCUCCCAACGGAGCCAUAGGAAUUGUAUUUUAUGUUCUCUACUUUUUGAGCUCGUUUUUUCAGCAUCAGUGGCUGUGCUUGGCCCAAUUGAUAAUAUGCACUUUGACACUGUUCCUCUGCGUUUAUCUGGGCUUCCUGCUGCUUUUUGUCUUUUACGAUUGCUGCUUAGUGUGCCUGGCCAUCUAUUUGAUACACACAUGGCUCUUCCAGGAGGUUUUAAGGCGCUAUAGGCGUCUUUAUAUGUAAGAGCUGUAUAUAUUUAAGUCAUGCCGAAAUUAUAAUGAAGAUAAGCUACUAA
Molecule: messenger RNA, 646 nt
Organism: Drosophila takahashii
Lineage: Eukaryota; Metazoa; Arthropoda; Insecta; Diptera; Drosophilidae
Gene: Vkor
Product: Vitamin-K epoxide reductase
Biological process (GO): vitamin K metabolic process; peptidyl-glutamic acid carboxylation
Molecular function (GO): vitamin-K-epoxide reductase (warfarin-sensitive) activity
Source: RefSeq, a predicted model, not a curated record